GCUGAAAGCGGAAGUGACACCGACAGCGGGACAAGCGAGUGGAAGUUGGACUUGUUUGCCGGUUUAAAAAGUCUUCGCUGUUCUUUUCGGUGAAGUCACAAGACGCAGUUAUGACUUCAUGCGUGCUCAACUCCAUUUAGCGCCACAAGGGGGAGACAAAACUAAUAAUAAGCUCAAGCAAAGCAACAUGGCGAACGGACGCGUCGAAAUCUACGACCCCUUCGCUAACCACAAUGACCUCAGCGGGGUGACCCCAGAAGCAGACAACCUCCAACACAUGCUGGAGUUCCGCCUCCUGAUGGCGUACACCAAGAGGAGACGGCGGCGGGAGAAGAAGAGCCAGUUGCCCGUCGAGGAGGGCGGAACGGGCUCGGCGCAGAUCGUACUGGCCGAGAGCCACAAAGAAAAAACCAAGAAGAAGAAAAAGUGGAAACGUCUACCGAGCAUUUUCAGAUGCAUCAAACCCGAGAUGGACAAUAGUCACAAAGAGCCCGAGGGACAAAAUGAUGUCGUCAACCCCUCGGGAGAUUUUGGAAGCGUUUUUCCAGUGGGCCUGAACGAGUCGCAGGAGAUGGACGAGUUGGCGAGCAGGCUGACCGAGCUCGCCGACGACAUCCCCUUCGCACUGCCGGAGGUGGAGGCCGAUUCUCUCGACGAUGUGGACGACAACGUGGAGAAACUGAUUGGUCUGCUGCUGAGGGAGUGCGGAGACCGUUUUGAUGAGGAGGUGACAAAAGACUUGAAGGAAGCCUUAGGGUCCACGCAGCUUUUCUGGAACUACGGCUUCUUCGAGAGGUUGAUGCAGACGCUGCUGAUGAGGAUGGGUCUCUUCAACGCCGACCCCGACGCGCCGGUCCCGCAAACGUCGCCCAAGACUCAAAUCGCCGUGGCCUGCGAGGUGACGAGCCGCCUGUCCACCGCCGACACGCUGCCCGCGAACCGCCUGCUGGGCUACGGUGCCACCUACCUGCAGAAUCACUUCUCCUCCUGGGCCAAGCAGCAGGGCGGUUACGAGGCGGCGUUUAAUGACGACGACGACGACGUUCAGUGAUGGCUGAAAUUUUGCCCUCAGGAGCUUCCUGAUUUGGCGCAGUUAGCGCGUCACCAUUUUGCUCGUACUCGAUAUCGAGUACAGUGUUAACUUGGAUACUUUUCAGCGAUUCUUGUCUUGUUUGGAUGGGAACUUUGCACUGCUUAAAGUUACAUCUAACAUCCACAGCUCAGAAAAAGUUGAGGAUUGCUUUUGGGUGAAAUAUCUGUGAACCCAAAAUAUCCCUAACUUUUUGUGAGUCGGGUAUGUUUUUGGGCACACCGGUGAUAGAAGGAGAAAAUAUAAUUUAUUUCUCAGCAUGGUGACUUUUUCUUCAAUGAUUGUAUUUUCAGAGGAGAGUGUGUCAGGUAUGCAAUAUUGCUUUGCUGUUAGCUUGUCAUAAUACAUAAUAAAUGUACAGGGAGGAAUGAAAAAAUAAAAAUACACGAAUUGAACAUGUUUUCACA
Phyllopteryx taeniolatus (common seadragon) is the source of this 1497-nucleotide messenger RNA. Its product is annotated as apoptosis facilitator Bcl-2-like protein 14. The transcript is spliced from 8 exons. Gene Ontology annotation, biological process: regulation of apoptotic process. NCBI's taxonomy places the organism in Eukaryota, Metazoa, Chordata, Actinopteri, Syngnathiformes, Syngnathidae. The coding region runs from base 119 to 1051 and encodes 310 amino acids. The record is from RefSeq and is a predicted model, not a curated record.